AGAACCCUAAAAAUCGUUGCUUUACUAAAACUUUCAAAACACAUCGAUGGAUUCGGCGUUUGUGGACAGGGCUUGGGACAAAUGGGUUAGUACGGGUAACGUUGGUUCUUCAGGCAAUCCAUUGAAGGCUGCUAUUUUGAUAAACUAUGAUCCUGCAGGACCUUCUCGUCUCGUAUCAACAAUAGCUGAACAAGAAGGGAUAGAUCUCUAUCCAGUUGACUUAAAGCAAUUCAUCGAUUUCAUGAGACGUGGCAAUCUUCCUACUGAGACCUUUGUUCUUGGAUCCAACCAAUACAUAAUAACAUCAGUUCACGAGAAUUGGUUUGCUGCUCGGUGCUUAAACACUAUCCAGCCUGCUGGUGAAGGAGCUAUUGUUAUGCAGACCGCGGCUUACGUCUUGGUUGCUCUAUAUGAUGGAUCAAUUGGUUCAGCUUCUCAAGCUGUGGCCGCAGCUGAUCAGUUUGCAUCCCAGCUGAGUCGGAAAAACUUCUAGCUUCAUCUUUUGCUAAAAUCACGAGUAUCACAUUUCAUCUCUGUUUAUUACUGAAAACCAGCUUUGACUAUGUUUUGUGGAGGAUCUUUGAGUUGUGAACUUGCGAUAACUGAUUUUCAUUUUAUCUCAUCUUUUAUAACUAGAACAUUCAGAAAUCAAUUGAUGCAAGCCCUUGAACAACUCAUAUCUGCAUAUAUAUUCGUUUUGAUUCA
Messenger RNA from Capsella rubella, 705 nucleotides. RefSeq lists its product as uncharacterized. Lineage: Eukaryota; Viridiplantae; Streptophyta; Magnoliopsida; Brassicales; Brassicaceae. Bases 47 to 493 code for a protein of 148 amino acids. The transcript is spliced from 5 exons. The record is from RefSeq and is a predicted model, not a curated record. Gene Ontology annotation, molecular function: actin binding.